Suillus subaureus is the source of this 1326-nucleotide messenger RNA. RefSeq lists its product as uncharacterized. Bases 1 to 1326 code for a protein of 441 amino acids. The transcript has 3 exons. NCBI's taxonomy places the organism in Eukaryota, Fungi, Basidiomycota, Agaricomycetes, Boletales, Suillaceae. The record is from RefSeq and is a predicted model, not a curated record.
AUGGCACUCGCCGGCAAGUCAAACGAGAGUAAGCGGCUACCUGAUCCUCUUCCUCCCAAUGGGAAUCGGGCAAGUAGUUUUAUAGGGGGUUUCAAUCCCGAAAAGUUGGCAGCGAACGCGCUACUUGACGCGACGAAACGACAACCCAUACACAACGGACAACCCAUUCCGAGCAGCAAGGGCGUAUCGUCCCCACUACAAAAUCCGCCUACCUUUGUGGUGACCAUGCCAUCUCCUCGGUCGGGGAAACAAUCGUUGACGAUGCAGCACGCGCUCAAUACCAUGGCACCGCCAGUCAACUCUUCACCAUCGUGUCCUCACUCAGAUUCCUUCCUUUCCCCUGGCAUCAUGGCCCAUCCCUCUAUCUCUGUGGGAAUGCGUCCGCGUCCAACACUUGAUGUUACACCUAAGUCUCGUCCGCGUGCUGCUUCUCUACCCCCUUCCCCAUUAUCACCUCCGGUAUUCAAGAACACCACACAAUGUAGCAGCAUGACAAAGCUCGGGAAGCAGUGCUCCCGCCAAGUCAAGCUUCCGUCGACCCACUCUCAUAUCGACCCAAUACCUGUCGUGUAUUGUCAUCAGCACCGUGAUGCAAUGUUUCAUGCGCAGACUGGGUUUUAUGUCAGACGGAAAGGCAUGGCCGAUACAUUUGUAGAAUUUAGUGGUGAGCACCACAUUCAUCUCGCCCGACACGCUCUUCAAUACAGGGCAGAUUAUAUACCACAAUACCUCCAACGCGAUACCCAGCUGGCGCUUAGAGUCGAAAUGGAGAAAGCUGCUUCUACUUCGGACGUUCCCGGUUAUAUUUACACGUACGAAAUUCGAGACCCGAAGCGUCUUAAUAUAAUUCAGCUCAAAGUCGGGCGCGCUGUAAAUCUCACAAAGCGAUUGGAUCAAUGGGGAAAACAGUGCGGUUCGAAGGUGCCAAUUGUCCGGGGGUGGUGGCCAGGCACAGUUGAAGACGAAAGUGACGAUGACGGCACUAAUGGGAGCCUGCUUACAGGAAACAUCAAGGCGGGAGAGCCGGGGCCAUUGUGCCACCGUGUGGAGAGGUUGGUACAUAUAGAGCUUGCGGACUUGGUGGUCCACACACCAUACCUAGACCCCAAGUUUCCGAAAGUCGACAAUUCAGACACCUCUCCUUCUACUUCGGGGUCGCCGAAGAAGGCUACAAUGAAGCCCUGUCUUGAUUGUGGUGCUAUGCACAGGGAAAUAUUCGCAUUUCCACGUCCUGACAAGGGACGUUACAAGGGGCGAGAGUGGGAACUUCUCGUGAAACCCGCCAUCGAGAAAUGGGGCAAAUUUGUAUCAGAAUACUAUGCUUGA